Cyprinus carpio (common carp) is the source of this 1878-nucleotide messenger RNA. RefSeq names its product NADH:ubiquinone oxidoreductase subunit V3. The record is from RefSeq and is a predicted model, not a curated record. Lineage: Eukaryota; Metazoa; Chordata; Actinopteri; Cypriniformes; Cyprinidae. Gene Ontology annotation, biological process: mitochondrial ATP synthesis coupled electron transport. Gene Ontology annotation, cellular component: mitochondrion.
GACUUGCAUUAAGUUCUUUCUUGUUUAAAAAUAAAACAAAGGCUUCAUUUUGAGGGAACUAUUGAGUUUCAUUUUCGACCCGGACAAUAAUAAGAGGAGAACAAAGAUGGCGACGUCCCUGCUCAGGUUAGGUCGACUUGGAUCUGUGAAGGGUCUCCUGCGUGAGGGCUGGGGUACACCUAACACCUCAUUUGUUGCAGCUCUCUGCACUAAAACGGACGUCCCACCCAAAACUGCAAAGAAGGCAAAGGCUUCAAGUAAGAGUAAGACCGAUGAGAGGGCCUCUCUUCUAGCCUACAAGCCCACAGUUGCCUUCCCUUCUAAGCUGUCUGCCACAGGAUUUCUUCCCAAAGAUGUAGCUUUAGAUGAGUCUGAACCCACUGAGGCUGUUUCCACAGCCGCUGCAAGUGAGACGACAGCUGGUGGUCCAGCUGCUGAUACAGCAGCAGCUGAAGUUGCUGUUGAAGAGGCAAAGAUCACUGAAGUCCCACCUACUAAUGAAGUCUCUACAAAAAGCAAAGGAAGUAAGGCCUCAGAUGUUGAGGCAGAAGUACAGAAAGAUCAAGACGGUAGCUCUUCUUCAUCCUCAUCCUCCAGUGAUUCUGAUUCAGACUCUGAUUCUGAUGAUGAAAAACCAAAGACUGAAACACCAGAAACACUACAGUCUGGAGAGAAAGCAGCAGAGGAGAAGAAAGCUCCUGGUCCGACUACUAAACAAGUAGAUAAGAAAGCGUUGCCUGAAUCUGCCUCAUUUGGAGAAGCUCAAGAAAGUUCAAAAACUGUGACUAAAGCAAAACCAGAAGAGGUUCCUGCACCAAGUGCCAAACCAGAUGGAUCAGAUGAGACCCUUCUUGAUCCUGCUCCUAUAGUAUCCUCCUCCACAACUGAAUCGAUUCCAGAAAUCUCCAGUGAAUACAUUAAAGCUGACACUACUGAUAAGAUAGUGGACACCGCAAUAGAUGUUAAAAUGGCUCCGGUGGAGGAGAUUGUUGUUGAAAAGGAACCAGAAAUCAAAGCUGAAGAUGCUGUCAAAGUUGCUGCAGAAGUUGUCCCAGAAGUCCCUACAGAAGCCACUCCUGAAGAAGUAGUAAAAACUGCAGUGGAAGCUAGUCCUGGAGUAGCUUCUGAGGCUUCUGGAGAUGCUGCAGCUAAACCUGAACCCAAAGCUGAGGCGGGAACGCCAGCAGCCCCUUCAGAAGAGCUGGUAGACCCUGCUCCUGUGGCCGCUGAUGCUGUGGAGGCUCGGGCUGAGACCAACGUUGUGGAGACACCUGAGGAAAAAGCCCCAGAGAAAGCCCCGGAGCCGGAGCCUGAGCCGGAGCCCUUUGACAACACCACGUACAAGAACCUGCAGCACCACCAAUACAACAUGUUCACCUUCUCUGAUAUGGAUGUAGAGCUGUCUAAAUACCGUCUGCCCCAGCCUUCCGCAGGCAGACGCUGAGCCUGUGCUAUUGCUGCCUUUCUCCACAACCCUGCUUCUUCCACAUGUUCAUUGUUCUCAGAUGAUUUACUGGCAAAUCUCAAGAUUUAUGCUAUAAUUCUAUAAUUAUGGAAUUAAAAUGAUUUAACAUAAUCAGAGUGGUUCCAGAAUUAUUUUGUUGCUGUUUUCUUCUACAGUAUUUGAAUCUCAAUUUAUACUUUAUUCUAACGAGGCUAUGCUUGCUUUGAAUUCGUUACACUGUUUAUUGCAUAAAGGAGGGUAGUGUGCUUCUAACUUUGAAGUGGAAAAUGGCUGAAAUGCUGUAUUUCCUGAAUUAAUUAAAAGGUGAGACUAAAAGGUUCAAAAUGAGCUCAUUUCUAAUGUUUUAUGACUAAUUUCUGCCUCAUAUUAAUUAUUAGUUUCUGCCGCAGAAUUAAAACAUUUGAAAAAGGUGA